This is a messenger RNA of Sinocyclocheilus anshuiensis, 1611 nucleotides long. RefSeq names its product guanine nucleotide binding protein (G protein), alpha activating activity polypeptide, olfactory type (gene gnal). The coding region runs from base 363 to 1502 and encodes 379 amino acids. The transcript has 12 exons. Gene Ontology annotation, biological process: adenylate cyclase-activating dopamine receptor signaling pathway; sensory perception of chemical stimulus. Gene Ontology annotation, molecular function: G protein-coupled receptor binding; GTPase activity; G-protein beta/gamma-subunit complex binding. Gene Ontology annotation, cellular component: cytoplasm; heterotrimeric G-protein complex. NCBI's taxonomy places the organism in Eukaryota, Metazoa, Chordata, Actinopteri, Cypriniformes, Cyprinidae. The record is from RefSeq and is a predicted model, not a curated record.
GGGAUCAGCAGGUUGAGUGUGGAGUGUCACUUCCUGUAAGUGCAGAGAGAGGCAGUGCUGAGUUAAAGACACACAAACACAGACACAUUACAGCAAAAUAGCGAGGGAAGAGAGAGGCAGAUUAUCUGAGUUUCAGCCGCUUCUCUGAUUUUCAAACAUUUGAUCAUGAAUAUAUCGAGAAGAUCCGAUUGAAUCUGUCGUUCGUGUGUGUAAAGGAGUCAAAGCGAAACCUUUUUUUCCCCGUGGCGCACGGAUUUCUCGCUCUAUUUAUCAGCCCGAUACACUUCAAAUCAUCAUUACAGGAGAUAUUUGAGAUAUUAUUAUUAUUUACUGUGUAUUUUGGGAGAGAGAGGCUUUUGAACAUGGGAUGUUUGGGUAACAGCAAGACAGAAGAUCAGCGCAUCGACGAGAAGGCGCAACGAGAGGCGAAUAAAAAGAUCGAGAAACAGUUACAGAAAGAGAGACAGGCGUAUAAAGCCACACACCGCCUGCUCUUAUUAGGCGCUGGGGAAUCCGGGAAGAGCACUAUAGUGAAACAGAUGCGGAUCCUGCACGUCAACGGCUUUAACGCAGAAGAAAAGAAGCAAAAAAUAUUGGAUAUUCGGAAAAAUGUGAAGGACGCAAUUGUGACGAUAGUAUCUGCUAUGAGCACCUUAACGCCCCCUGUGUCAAUCGCCAACCCGUCCAAUCAGCCUAGAACUGAGUACAUCAAAAGUAUAGCUCCACUCUCAGAUUUUGACUACACAGAGGAGUUUUUUGAGCAUGCAAAGAAUCUGUGGGAUGAUGAGGGGGUGAAGGCCUGUUUCGAGCGCUCAAACGAGUAUCAGCUCAUUGACUGUGCACAGUACUUCCUGGACAGAAUUGAGUCUGUACGACAGGGUGACUAUACACCAACAGACCAGGAUUUGCUGAGGUGCCGUGUUUUGACUUCAGGGAUUUUUGAAACUCGAUUUCAAGUAGACAAAGUCAACUUUCAUAUGUUUGAUGUGGGUGGUCAGAGAGAUGAAAGAAGGAAAUGGAUUCAGUGCUUUAACGAUGUGACCGCCAUCAUCUUUGUGGCAGCCAGUAGCAGUUAUAACAUGGUCAUAAGGGAAGACAACAGCACUAACCGGCUGCGCGAGUCUCUUGAUCUGUUCCGCAGCAUCUGGACUAACAGGUUUUUAAGGACCAUCUCAGUGAUCUUAUUUCUGAACAAACAGGACAUGCUGGCAGAAAAGAUCCUGGCAGGAAAAUCCAAACUUGAAGAUUAUUUCCCAGAGUAUGCUCGCUACACUCUUCCUCCUGAAGCUACCCCUGAUCCCGGAGAAGACCCAAAAGUGUCCAGGGCAAAGUUUUUUAUCCGAGAUGAAUUCUUGAAAAUCAGCACAGCAAGCGGCACAGACAAACACUACUGCUAUCCUCACUUCACCUGUGCCGUGGACACAGAAAACAUCCGUCGUGUAUUCAAUGACUGUCGUGACAUUAUUCAGAGGAUGCACCUCCGCCAAUAUGAACUCUUGUGAUUGGCUGCCUGGAUCGGUCGCUCCUCCAAUCAACAAUUAUCCAGUCCCACAUCACAUGGUGGGGUCUUUAAGAACUACUGAAGAGUGACUGUUGUGGGGGUUUUUUUCU